Molecule: messenger RNA, 1080 nt
Organism: Drosophila mojavensis
Lineage: Eukaryota; Metazoa; Arthropoda; Insecta; Diptera; Drosophilidae
Exons: 2
Coding region: 231-869 (212 amino acids)
Source: RefSeq, a predicted model, not a curated record
CAGUUACAAGAUUGGCUUGAUAAGUCGAAGCUGAUACAGAGCCGAGCUCAAAUGUAUUUGAAUUUCGAGUCGUUUGUUUUUUUGUUCAUUUCACACACAAAAAAUAAAAAUAAAAAUAAAAUAAAACAAAAGGCAAAAGCGGUUCAAAACGUUUGUAGCUAGCGUAGUUGAAGCUUUCCUUUUUUUUCUGAGAAUUGUGAUUCCAAAUUCGGCAAGAGCAUUCGAGUGCCAUGAGACAGUUGCGCAUGCGCCGCCAACAGAGGCGAGCCGAGGAGCUGGUGCGAGAGUUCUACGAGUCGAUGCUGGUGCUGGCACUGGACCUGCUGCUCCAGUGGAACCAGUGGCAUGUAGUACGCGUGCUAAAGCCCAACAAGCUGCCCGACGAGGUGCCCGAGCCGCUGCCGGUCAGCUGGUCAACGCUGUUCUUUGCCAACGGCCUGCUGCUGACCUUGACCCAGUACCGGCCGCAGCGGUUCAAGCGAUGGCCGUCAGUGGUGCGGAAGCUCUUGCUGCUGCUUGAGCUGUUCGUAAUGCUCUUUGUGGUUGAUUACGUGCUGCUCUCCAUAUGGCAGCCAUUUCUGAGCAUAUGCGAUCAGGCGCUGCACGCCCUCGGCCAUUCGAAGUGGACGUGGACGCGUUUCAUAUUCCACUACUGUCCAAGGCUUUCCGCUUGGCUGAUUAACGAUGCUUUCUACUUUAUGCGUUUUGUGGCGUCCCUAUCGUGGUUCCUGCUCGCCAUCGAGGGUGCAGCUGCCAAAUGGCGUCUGGCAAUUGAUUUCAUGCUGCUCGGCCAACUGCCCGACCCCAUCAUAGUGCCACGCUAUCGACCAAAACGCCGCCAUGCCCAGUCUCGGCCCACUCAAAUCUAACGUCUAUUUGCCCACCCGUCGUCUUGUGCGGAGUCAGCUGUUUACAGGUACCAGGCCAAGCCAGGCCUGGGGUAAUCUCAGCCAAAGAGGAGCGAGGAGCGAGCUGAGAUGCACUGCAUCGGCUCAAGCAAAUAAGCAAAUACAUGCAUAGCUAUCCAAACAGAUUUCUAUGCAAAUGUAUUCUGCUGUAAGGUAUUUUUUUUUUUUUUUU